Messenger RNA from Solea senegalensis (Senegalese sole), 4500 nucleotides. RefSeq lists its product as uncharacterized. The transcript has 2 exons. The record is from RefSeq and is a predicted model, not a curated record. Lineage: Eukaryota; Metazoa; Chordata; Actinopteri; Pleuronectiformes; Soleidae. Bases 596 to 1546 code for a protein of 316 amino acids.
CGCGCACCAGCGGUCGUUGGUCGUUUUGAGCGCAGCUGAUGAAGACGCAGAAGCACCAUAGAGGCGCGAGAGGACCACUACCGGUCUUCACUUACUCCUCCCGCUGCAGUUCUCCUCAUCCCCGAUCAGUUAGAGGAGUGGAGGCAAGGAAGUCAAAGUCCAACUGUUUCUUUUUUAAAGUCAAGUUGAGGAGAAGUAAAGAGGUGGGAGGAGAGGAGGCGGCAGACGGACAGACAGCAGUAUUUAUGGCGCACUGGAGUUUAUGUAUUAUUAAUUGGAGGCCGAAAACAGGGACUGAACAUUCAGAAGGACUGUUUUACCACAGAGGAGCAGAGUGGAGCAGAGCAUAGAAUCCUUGCAGUGAUUCACCUGACCAGUCACUGACAACAGACACCAGACUUGUUCUUCAUCCUAAGUGUGUGUAUAAGAGUAUUUUUGGGGAGUACCCUCCCCUCUCCCCGCCACCUCCUACUCCUGCUGCAGUAACGCUACUUGUUUGCCGUGUGGGUACAGGGAAUGCCACCUUCUUCCUCCUGACGGGCAUCCGCACCCCCUCCUCCUCCCGGACGCACCGACCCCUGCGAGUCCUACUACUAUGCAAUGUUUUUUAAUGCAAAAGCCUACAGUUGUUGCCGUGUGCCGCCGACUUCACUCAAGCACCGCUGCAUGCCUGGCAGCCACUGCCGCUCCUCUCCCUGCGCCGCGCGGCAGACGACGCCAUUUGAAGAGGAACACUCGCGGGGUGUUCACGCCGCGGCGGCCGGACGGCAGCGUCAACAGCAGCGACCGCUCUUCUGCAGCUGAGGUCCACCGGCUGGGGCAGCCGGAGGCUGAGACAGCGGAGAAAAGCACCGCAGCGGAUCCUCUUCCCCUGCCGCACGGAGACGACGUCGAGGCGGAAUACGUGCAGCUGCUGCUCUCUGGACUUUUGGAGGCUCCGGGUGAGAAACCGGGCGACGGACCGGGCUUCCCGCAUUUGUUCUUGUCUAUGGUGCAAAUUGGGGCGGCGAAGAAUCGCCGAACUCAUACCAACAGCUGGCAACUGCUGGCAUGCAAACAGGGGGGCGGAUCAUCCCCUAUGCGGUGGGUGAAAUUUAGGCUGCCGCAUCCGGAGCUCCCCUCGUCCACUGCCACCUCUUCCUCCUCCGUCUCGGCCAAAUCCAUGCGGUUUAUUUGGAGCAGAAUUUUCGGCAAAGGAUCGCAUAUGCUGCAGUGUCUUUGUGGCAGGAGCCUGAAGAAAAAUAAGAACCUAACUGGAGAAGCAGGGUUUAAUCAAGUCUUGAAGAUCUUCAUGCCUCACAACACCCAGAAACUCUCUUCCGACUCCUCCAGCUGUGCCAGAUCAGAUUCUGCCACCACUGUUUCAUUUUUUAUUUUGUAUAUUGUGCAGGGCUUUUUCAGAUUUAUCACCUUGUUUUUUUUAAUUUGUACCCUUGAAUAUGAUGACAAAAUAUUUUCCUCUGUGAAUAAUAAAAUAAUUUUCUUCACCUUACCCUGCACUCCUGUGUACACCGUAGUUCAACAGUAUAGUCGUGUAGGAGGCUGAAUAGUUGUCACAUUUCUUAGUAUACUACACAAGUGAGUUUUAAAACAUAUGUCAUGUCUGAGCAACACUAAGGGCUAGAAAAUAAACCACAACCAACAUGACUUUGAAUUUUUUAUUAAAAAAAAAGAACAACGUCAAACUUAUUAUAGCUCAUUCUAUUAGGAUAGAAUCGGUGAAGUAUUCCUUUAUGAGCCUCAUUUUAUUAAGUGUUUAAUUAUUUGCUUAUUACUGUUGUGUGUCUUAUUCAGGAUAUGCAGAUUUAUUUUAUGGUUGAAUUUCUUUCAACAUCACCUCAUAUUUAUCUCAUGUUCAUACACAUGGUGCUCGAGAGCCCCAACAAGAUGGCAGCAUAGUGUGAAAGCUCCUCAAACUACAUGAAACAUACUAUGGCGAGUGCGAUAUCUUCACAAAAGCUGGCCAGUCAAGCUCACAAAGUGUGACGAUAACAACAUGACUAUUGUAGCCGAAGUGCCAACGGAUGAUAAAAGUGCUCCACUCCAGUUUGGGUCAAAGCUGGACGGAAUAAAUAACCAAUUGCGCAAACUAACAAACUCUUGUUGCUAGAGAAUAACUUGUGUGAAAUCAAAUGAGAAGUAGCGGCCAAUAAAAAACGCAUUGGGAGGCUGAAGCCCGUAUAGCUGCUACGGAGGAAGCGCUGGGCAGGAUGGAGAUGACGCUGGCUGUAGCUGCAAAGCGGCUCACCCCCUAGAGGAAAAGAAAGGAUUUGGACAUUUCGUGAGGAGCAAGAAUAUUCAGCUGUUUGUUCUCAAGAAGGAAAGCUAAGGGUAACUGUCCUGUUUUGGACUUUGUAAACCUUCUGACAAAAUGAACAUGGGGACCUUCCAAGGAUUUCAACUCCAACCAUGAAGGCUGAGGGUGUUACACAGAGAGAAAUGUUCAUCCCCACCAGAAGCUCAGGAAUUCUACCACAAUAUCACGGACAAAUAACCCAUACAUGGUCAGGUCUGAACUGUUUUUCAUACAGAGAGUGUGGGGUGAGUGAACCAGCCUCUGUGCACAUACAGUCUUACCAUUCCUAACUUCUCUGGGUUUAGCUACCACUUACACUAAGUUGCUCUCCAGCAGGGGGAAAUGUGAACAAUAAUUGGUACAUGUUGUGGCAAAAGUUGUCGUAUGGUGUCUGAUGAGGAGAAAUAAAGUUAGAGAAUCAAACUUGAUUGUUGAGGUGUGGUUUAUUCUUUGCAAAGAGUGCGUCAAGAUGAACAACAGCUCUGUGGCACAUGAGAAAGUAUAAAGUAUAGCUUUAUAGUUGGUGCUUGUGUCCAAAGCUUAUCUGUGCAGCUGGGAAAGAUGACCUUGGUUACAGGGAAAAGGCAGGGACGGUAAUCAUGUGUGAGCAUUGCUUAGACUACAAGUGUUUGAAGAUAAUUGGGCACAUACUAGGUACAAGUAGUGUGCAAGUGUGUGUGUGUUAAACCAAGCAAUAUAUGAGAGCAAGUGUUAUUAUCCAGGACAGUACAUAAUGGUUACCAAUGCUUGUAACCAUUUCAGUGUGACCUUUUUGUGCUGCUGUUUUUAUUAAACAACACUUAACACACAACACUUUUUGUAUUCGACUGUCACUUUGUUUUGGAUUUGUAUUUAUUUAUUCUUUAAUGGUAUUUUGUUGGAAUGUGAACAGCUGAUGCCUACAACUGUUUUAUAGUGGACCGAUUAAACCAGGAACAGCCCUACUUUGCUAUCUCAAAAUCUAUUUUUCUUUCUUGUCCUGACUUUUUACUCAGCUAGACAUCAAUCAUCCUCCCAAUUAGACUUUUUUUUGGAGAUAUAAUUCUUCACUUCUCACAGAUAUUGAAACCUGUAAAAAUAUCAGACAAUGGCUGGAACAGUAUAGACAGGACAAUGCAGCCUCCCCUGUUACUCCAGCAAUGAUGUGGCAUUGAUAGGGUUGAGUGGUCAUAAUCUGUUUGCUGUUUUGGAGAAAUUUAACCUGAGAAAAAUUUAUCAGAUGGAUCAGAGUAUAGCGACCAAAAAGCUCAUUAUGUAUAAAUGGCACCCGUAUUGAAAAUGUUGUUCUGUCCAGAGGUUGUCAUCAAGAAUGACUACUAUGUCUGUUUUUAUGUAACCUGGCGAUUGAACCACUUGCAGAAGCCAUACAGGCUAAUGAAGAGAUUACCGGUAUUGAUACUGGGAAAAUAAAAAACAAUAUUUCAUUGUAUGCUGUUGAUAUAAUCAUAUAAUUAACCAGCCCUGAGAGAUCAAUUCCAGUAGCGUUAGACCUCAUCACCCAAUUUGGAACAAUAUUGGCUUACAAAAUUAAUCUGACAACAUCUAUUGCCUUACAAAUGAACUCACAGUCCCUAUUAAACUCAAGACCAUGUCACCCUUCAUCUGGACUCAAAAUACUUGACGAGGUGAAUGCGUCUACAAGACCAGAUCUGUAUCACAUAAAUUAUGUCCCAUUACCCAUCUCAUUUAUCAGACAGAUUAUGCCAUUAAAAUGAACACACUGCCAUGUUUUAGUUUAGGGGUGUCCACAUUUUUUCAGCUCAGGAGCUACUUUAAAAAUGACAGAGUCAAAAUGAUCUACAUAUAUGUGUAUAUUUACACACACACACACCUAUAUAUGAUAUAUAAUCAUUUCCAACAUUUGUUUACAUGCAAACACACCCAAAUCCUUUGCAGAGAUCAGAAUUUGAAAUUCCAAAACAUGACUUUUACAAAUAUCUAAUUCACCAUCUAAUUAAUACCUUUGAAAGGGAAGACUGAUGACUGACUAUGGGGCUGACAAAUCUAGAGGAGAUUUUGGUGAAAUCCACAUAAAACUAAAAGGAUGGAUCUCUGUAAUUUAUAGUGUUCUGUUAGACCAUUACAACUCCUCCCUGACCUCACUUAAGAAUAUAUGGCAGAGGGAUUUGGGUUGUGUUUUAAUGAGGUGGGAUACUAUAUGUAUAAACCCCAUUGCAUUUAAGUAAGAUGUUUUGUUAUUUAUC